Thamnophis elegans (Western terrestrial garter snake) is the source of this 2267-nucleotide messenger RNA. It is a transcript of the gene MYLK3, whose product is annotated as myosin light chain kinase 3. Gene Ontology annotation, cellular component: nucleus; cytoplasm. NCBI's taxonomy places the organism in Eukaryota, Metazoa, Chordata, Lepidosauria, Squamata, Natricidae. Gene Ontology annotation, molecular function: protein serine/threonine kinase activity; ATP binding. The record is from RefSeq and is a predicted model, not a curated record. The coding region runs from base 123 to 2267 and encodes 714 amino acids. The transcript is spliced from 13 exons. Gene Ontology annotation, biological process: positive regulation of apoptotic process; intracellular signal transduction; protein phosphorylation.
GGAGGCAGCCCAUUCCAGCAAGAUUGAGCCAGGCUUCCAUUCCCCUCUACUGAGUCAAAAGCUGUGGGCCGUCCUUGGGGGUCUGCCCAACAAGUGUGCGGGGACAGCAAAAAGAAAGAAAAAUGGGCACCCUUUACCAUAGUUCUUCAUUGCAUAAGUCCCUUGCUUUGAGCAUGGGGGGAUCUUGCGUCUCCGAUUACAUCAAGAAAUUUGCGACUAAAGAUAAGCCAGAAGACAAGGGUUCGAAAGGAAAGCAUGCCCCUCCCAAGAAAGGAAUACAGACAGAAAGCAAGAAUUCUCUGCAAGAAAACAAACCGGGAGCCCAAUUGGAUGAGCAAAACGGAACACGUGAAAAGGUAAACUUGUCCAGCGCAGUCCUUUCCGAGGAGGGCUUCAGACCAUGUGCUGCAGAGAAGAUGGCCCAGAUUGAACCCACAGAGCCUUUGGGAUGGGCGAACGGCUCCAAGGAUCGCCCCAGAGAAAAAGAAACUGCGAUCAGGGACAUUGUCCAGAAGGACGGUCCUUUCUGCUCGAGCGGCAGCAACCCGACAGAGACCCAAAGUAUGGAUCAAGACAACUUUCCCCAGAAACAGAUGACUCCACAAUGGAAGGGAGGAGAAAAAAGUGGACUCAACGCACCUGCUGGGGAAGAUGUGUCUUCUACCUCAAAGUCUGGCAGCGAAGUUAUAAGGACAAGGCCUUCAGUCAUUGCACAGAUGAAUGAUGCUCCAGACAAGACUUUGAGAAACAAAGAAGGAAGUGUUGGUAGCUCUGCAGGUAGACAUGCUGGUGGGUUGGCUCCAUUCUCUCUGCAGCCAACAGGUGAAGGAAGUAAGCAGCUGCAGGAACCUCCUAAAGCCAAGGAGCCCUCAAAGGACAGCAGGACUGAGCCGCCAGAAGAACUGAAAGGAAUCCAUUCUCCCAAUAAGAGGAGCGAGCAGAUUCCUAAACUCUCAGGUCCUCCUUCACCAGCACCACUUCCCAAGGCUGAAGACAAAGGAGAAAGUCAAUGCAAGACCCUCUUGUGUCCAGGUUCCACCCCAAAAGACUUUGGUGAAGACCUGGGAGCUUCAGGAAAAAGUCCCAAGGAGAUGGCAAAGACCAUCAAAGACGUCAAACCAGAAACUGUGGAAUCACGGAGAGUUUCUUUAGUGAGACGAGAAAGCAGAUCCAGACAGGGAGCAGAGAAAGUUUCAGAGGUCACUCCAUUCGUAGGAGCCACCAAAGCAGAAGAGAUGGUCAUUGAUGACAGUCCUCCUCCUCCAGCUCCUUUCGAGCAUCGCAUUGUGAGCAUCAAACAAACCGAGUUAACCGCUUUGUACACUGUAAGCCACGAUGAAGUCCUGGGAGGGGGCCGUUUUGGUCAAGUUCACAAGUGUACCGAAAAGUCCACGGGACUCUGCCUGGCCGCCAAGAUCAUCAAAGUGAAAUUAGCAAAAGAAAGGGAAGAAGUGAAGAAUGAGAUAAAUAUAAUGAACCAGUUAAGUCACGUCAAUCUCAUUCAACUCUAUGACGCUUUUGAGAGCAAGAACAACCUCACCUUAAUUAUGGAAUAUGUCGAUGGUGGGGAACUCUUUGAGCGGAUCGUAGAUGAAAACUACAAUCUUACCGAGUUGGAUGCUAUCUUAUUUACCAAACAAAUUUGCGAAGGAAUCUACUACCUGCAUCAACAGUACAUCCUCCAUCUUGAUCUGAAGCCCGAGAAUAUCCUCUGUGUGAGCUACAGUGGGAACCAGAUCAAAAUAAUUGAUUUCGGACUCGCAAGGAGGUACAAGCCUCGUGAGAAACUGAAAGUCAAUUUUGGCACGCCCGAAUUUUUGGCUCCCGAAGUCGUCAACUAUGAUUUUGUGUCCUUCCCAACGGACAUGUGGAGCGUAGGCAUCAUAGCGUACAUGCUGGUCAGUGGCUUGUCGCCUUUCCUUGGGGAGACUGACGCAGAGACCAUGAAUUACAUAAUCAACUGCAACUGGGAUUUUGAUGGAGAAGCAUUUGAGCAGGUUUCGGAAGAGGCCAAAGACUUUGUUUCCAGACUUCUAAUAAAGGAAAAAAGUGGCAGAAUAAGUGCAGCCAACUGCUUGAAACACGAGUGGCUGACCAACCUGUCUGCCAAGGCGAAGAGAUCAAAAGUUCGCUUGAAGUCUCAGAUGCUUCUACAGAGAUACGUGGCCCAGAAGAAGUGGAAGAAGCACUUCCAUGUGGUCGCAGCUGCCAACAGGUUGAGAAGAUUCCCUAACCAAACAGAGUCUCCAGCUGCUGAAGAUAACUGA